AGAUGCCACCACCACCCGACAGUGGUCCGGUGAGUUCUGAGUACGAUUGGAUAGCGGUACCACCACCUCCACCGCCACCGAUGUCGGGUAACACUGAAUUCAGCUCAGCCACUUUCUCCGGGCCCUACCAAGCCCCGUUGCCACCUCCACAUCCGGGUGUAGUCCUUGGUUUCAAUAAGAGCACUUUUACCUAUGAUGAGCUGGCGGAAGCCACUCGAGGGUUCAAUAGGUCUUUGCUUUUAGGGGAAGGUGGGUUUGGGUAUGUUCAUAAAGGAGUUUUACCAAGUGGAAAAGAGAUAGCUGUCAAAAGCCUUAAAUCCACUAGCGGACAAGGGGAACGUGAGUUUCAGGCGGAGGUGGAGAUCAUUAGUCGUGUGCAUCACCGUUACCUUGUAUCUCUUGUUGGAUAUUGUAUUGCUGGACCACGAAGGUUGUUGGUUUAUGAAUAUAUACCCAACAAUAGUCUUGACUAUCACCUUUACGGACAAGGUGCCCCAAUUAUGAAUUCUUCAACAAGGUUAAAAAUUGCAUUGGGGGCAGCCAAAGGUUUUGCUUAUCUUCAUGAAGAUUGUCAGCCACGCAUCAUCCAUAGAGACAUUAAGGCAGCAAAUAUACUCCUUGAUGAACACUAUGAGGCUAAGGUAGCAGAUUUUGGACUCGCAAAGCUUUCAUCAGACACUAACACUCACGUGUCAACACGCGUUAUGGGAACAUUUGGGUACCUAGCACCCGAGUAUGCAUCCAGUGGUAAGCUUACAGAGAAGUCUGACGUGUUUUCCUUUGGAGUUGUGUUGUUGGAACUGAUUACUGGUAGACGACCCUCAGAGGCAAAUGUUGAUGAUGAUGGCUUAAUCGAUUGGUGUAGGCCUAUAUUAACACAAGCAACCGAGGGUGGAAGCUACGAAGAGAUAGUGGACCCACGUUUGGAAAAUAAGUUUGACCGAGAUGAGAUGUAUCGGAUGGUGGUGUGUGCAUCAGCUUGUCUUCGGUAUUCUGCAAGAAGACGCCCUAAAAUGAGUCAGGUUGUGCGUGCAUUAGAAGGUGAUGCAUCAUUGGAUGACCUAAACGAGGGAGGCAAAAGUGGAAUGUCAAGUGCAGGGGGUUCAGAAGUCGAUUUGUACAAGAAAUAUUCAACCACAGGCCAAGAAUCCUAAACUGAGGUUACAAAAUGAAUCAAAGCAGAAGGAGAAAAGGGGAAUGAGCAAAAUCAAAGAAUAUGCAAUAGUAAAAUUGAGGAGGCUAAAUGCAGAAUUUGUAGA
Molecule: messenger RNA, 1259 nt
Organism: Lactuca sativa (garden lettuce)
Lineage: Eukaryota; Viridiplantae; Streptophyta; Magnoliopsida; Asterales; Asteraceae
Product: proline-rich receptor-like protein kinase PERK15
Biological process (GO): protein phosphorylation
Molecular function (GO): ATP binding; protein kinase activity
Source: RefSeq, a predicted model, not a curated record